Micromonas commoda is the source of this 1230-nucleotide messenger RNA. Its product is annotated as Drug/Metabolite transporter superfamily. Gene Ontology annotation, cellular component: membrane. The transcript has a single exon. Lineage: Eukaryota; Viridiplantae; Chlorophyta; Mamiellophyceae; Mamiellales; Mamiellaceae. Bases 1 to 1230 code for a protein of 409 amino acids. The record is from RefSeq and is a predicted model, not a curated record.
AUGGUGUCCUCGCAGACGGAGGCGAUCGGCGUGACAGCCGCGGCGUUCACCCCGCUCCUCGGCGCGCUCGGUCUGUUCAUCUGGAACAAGGUCUGGACGGGCGACGCGUACACGCUCAACCUCGUGAAAUGCAGCGUCGGUUCUCUGGGCUUCGUCUUCAUGGGUCUGUGCACCAGGGGCGCGACGUGGCUCGGCGGCGCCGACGACGUCGCAGUCUUCUGGCUCAUCGUGUCGUCAUUCGUCGGGAUCGUCAUCGGGGACAACCUCUGGCUCCACUCGCUCUCCGUGCUGGGCGCCAGACGGGUCAUACUGAUCGACAUACUGAAACCCUUCAUCGCGCUGAUCUUCGCGCACCUGCUGCUGUUCGAGGGGAUCGGCUACGCCACCGUCCUGGGCAUGUGCAUCACCCUCGCGGGCGUCCUGACCGUCGCGCUGGAACGCGAGGGCGACGCGAAGGAGCGAACGGACGGGCGUGGUGAGUCACCGGGCGGUGAGUCACCGGGUACGGUGGAGCUAUCCGACGUCGCCGCGGACGACGGCUCCGAGCUUCUCCCAGCCGACUCGCCCAGGAGCGGUCGAGACGACGUAACGGGCGUAACGGCCGUGACGGCCGCGUCCACGACGGAAGCGGUCGCCUCGAGCGCGCUGCGCGACAGCAGGAUGAGGUGGGGGUACGUCGCCGCGGCGUUGAACGUGGCGUUUGAUACGUGGGGAACCGUUCUUACAAAGGAGCACGGCGUGGGUCUGAACACGUGGGAGAUCAACGUGGUUCGCUUCGGGUUCGCGGCGUUAGCGCUGGCGCUCGGCGCGGUGUUUCGCGCGUACGCGCAGCCGCGCAUUCACGCGGCGAUGCGGAGGCGGCGAGAGAACGAGCCGGACUUUGACGACGUCGAGGACGGCGGGCGGAGGCGGGCUCGGGGUUGGCACGGGGUAAAGCCCGGCGGGAGCAACGCGUUUCGGCUUCCGGAUCUGACUCGCUCUCAGUGGGGACAGGUGCUCGUGGGGAUCAUGUUCACGACGUUUUUGGCGCCGGGGUUGGGGAACUUCGCGCUGUUCAAGGUUCCCAGCCUGGCGGUGUUCAGCACCUUGAUGUGCGUAGGGCCCAUCUACGCGUUGCCGCUGGGGUACCUGAUCAAAGGGGAAGAGGUCAGCGCCAGGGCGGUCGGUGGAAGCGUCUUGGCGGUCGUCGGGGUGAUCCCGAUGUUCUUUUGGGACCACAUCAUAGCCUAG